Pyricularia pennisetigena is the source of this 4440-nucleotide messenger RNA. RefSeq lists its product as uncharacterized. Gene Ontology annotation, biological process: phosphorelay signal transduction system; phosphorylation. The coding region runs from base 1 to 4440 and encodes 1479 amino acids. NCBI's taxonomy places the organism in Eukaryota, Fungi, Ascomycota, Sordariomycetes, Magnaporthales, Pyriculariaceae. The record is from RefSeq and is a predicted model, not a curated record. Gene Ontology annotation, molecular function: phosphorelay sensor kinase activity. The transcript has a single exon.
AUGUCAGCAGAUUUUGCGAGCCUCAGCAUUGCCGAAUUCCUUACCUUCGACCCAAGGCCUACUUUCGUUGUCGAGCUCGAUGGUCCCGGAAAUAAGUCACUGUCAUCACCCACCAUAAUAUACUUCAACCCAGCUCUCAACCGCAAUGCAAAUCUUUCGGCGGUUAUAUCGGAACUGCCUCGAAAUCGCCAUGCGGAGACAUGGCGGUGGGUGACGGCGCACACAACGCCUGGCGCCGAGUCCUCAAAGCUGCACGUCGGCGUGUACUGGACUCGAACUACUAUACAAGGCCGAUGGGUCGUGGUCAGUGGGAACGCACAGACCCCAGACCCAAGACAGCAUAGCCCACUGUCGCCUCUUCCAACACCCCCUCAAGAUGCCAAGGACUUUUUGCCCAAGAGCAUAAUGACCGGUGGGCGGGAAGCUUAUGACACCGGACUCCCACUCGAAAUAACACCCGACGAAGAACCGCGAACGAUCGAAUUGGUACCCGCCGGAGGCUCAAUCGACAAUCAAGGGGGACGAGAUGACUCGGCCCAUCAGGAAUGGACCGUGUCGACUUCGGGAGCAGACGAGGAACCCUUUUUCAAAACCAUCACUGCAUAUGACUGGGCUUCCACACCCCUUGGCCCUCACCAUACUUGGUCUCCUCGGCUCCAACAUGCUGUCAACCAGAUCAUGGUGGACUCUCGAUGCCUAGCUAUAUAUUGGGGAAGCGACUACACGGCAAUAUACAAUGAAGCUUUCAGCACCCUAUGUGGCAAGCGGUACAGCACUGCUCUGGGCAGGCCUGUCGAUGAGAUCUGGCCAGAGAAAGGCGAGCACUUGAGGGCCAAAAUGGCUGAGAGCGCCCGCCGAAAGCGUCCAAACUGCAUUGAGGAAGAGUGCGGUGUCUUUGUCGGAGGGGCAGAUGGGUCUCUGCGUGAGACGUAUCUGAAGUGGUCACUGAUUCCGAUGACAGAAGAUGGCAAGGUUGUGGGAUUCAUACACUCUGUCAUGGAGAUCACCUCUAUGCGGCUAUGGGAGCGACGCAUGAAAAUGCUCAUCGAUCUUGGAGAGUCACUAGUCACCGCCAGAGACAUCAAAGCAUACUGGAGGAAGACCAUCGAGCAUAUGGAGGCCGUAAGGCCUACCUACGACGUCCCGCUAGCGAUUCUGUACUCUGUCAGCUGCAGGAGGAACUCCGGAGACUCGUCCGGCCUGAACAACAAGAACGAGGCUAGAUUGUGCUAUCUCGAAGGCUCGCUGGGUGUUCCCCGGGGCCAUCCGAUCGCACCGCCUAGACUGAACCCUCAAACCAGCGAUAGGGGUCUUGCUGUAGCUUUCAGACUGGCCCUUCAAGAACUAAAACCCAUCCGGAUUAGAAUGGAUGGCGAGAGCUUCCCACCGCAACUCCUCGAGGGUCUUCGGUGGCGUGGGUUUGGUGACCCCUGCCAAGAAGCUCUGGUCUGUCCCAUAAGACCAACCAAGGACGAAGAAAUCAUGGGGAUCCUAGUUCUCGGCCUGAACCCUCGGCGGCCUUACGACAGUGGAUACCGGCAGUACAUCUCUCUUCUCGAUCAGCUGUUAAGGACAUGCUUGGCCUCGACCGUCUUACUUGAAGAGGAGGCACGCAGAGGCAAAAAGGCCGCCAAGCAAGCGGCCCAAAACCAGGCCAUGCUGAUGGAGCGCAUUGGAGAACAGGCCAAAGAAGCCAAUGAGUUCAUGCAACGUUUUGAGUCGGUGGCACAGUUUUUGCCGGUCGGUGUAAGCUUUGGAGACGGCCAAGGAAAUAUUACAUUCGCCAACGAUGCCUGGUACAGGAUUACCGGGAUCCAGCGAACCCGGCCACAAAACGGUCACAUAUCCAUGGAGGAUUUCUUGGCUGUUGUCUUGGACGAGGAUCGCAAGGUCGUAGUGCGUGCCUUUGAUGGCAUAAAACGAGGCGAAAACGCGACGUUCGAGUUCAGGGUCAAACGAUACGACCGCGACGAAGAAGGAAACGGAGCUUUGACGUCCUUGUCUGGGGUUCAAUCUCCAAGCUUCGAAAAGGCAGGAAUGGAUUUAGUAGGACUUGGCGACACCAGGGUGUGUCUUGCCUCGGCCAAGCCAGAGAUGUCCACCAACAGCAACAAGCCCAUGCGCAUCAUGAUUUGCUUGACCGACGUGACGCUACACAAGAGGACGGCGGAGGAAGCUGUGCGUAGGGCACAGCAAGCCGAGAACCUCAAGCGGAUGGCCGAACUUGCAACUGUCGGAAUGUACGGUAUGGAUCUGGAGGGGAGGCUUCUUGAGGCGAACAAUGUUUUCUACGAGAUGUGCGGCAUCAGAAAACUCGACGACCCAAAGUCAAGCGGCGAGGACACCAAGCCAUUUGAUCAAUGCGUUGUUGCCGAAGAUCUUGACGUCUUGAAGGGAGCAAUUUCUCGUUUGGUCAGCGAAGGAAGGACACAAACUGCCGAGUUGAGGUUCAAGAAAGACUGGUCAAUCGAGGACGAAGAUAGCGGUGUCAGAGUUGUGGCCCCUCGGUGGAUGGUUGCGACAUUGAUGCCUGUGAGGGAUGCAGAUGGUGUUAUCUGCUCCUUCACAGGCUGCCUGAGUGACGCAUCACUGCAAAAGUGGCAGUUGGAACGGGAAAGGCUGCGCAAGGAGGAUGCCAUUGAGUCCAAACGACAACAAGAGAGUUUCAUUGACAUGACGUCGCAUGAGAUGAGAAACCCGCUUUCCGCAAUCAUUCAUUGUGCCGAUGCUGUAAUAGCAUCGCUGACCAGAUGCCAGAGGAUUGAGCAGCGUGCUCUAGGCAAUGAGAACACGCAGAGCGGGUUGUUUCCAAAGCUCGAGAAGCUGACAGUUGGCCGUGGAAACGAGGGACGCGACUGGGCCAAGGAGACUACGAGUCGAACAACAACCGAAGUCGCAGAGAACUCGUUGUUGGCUCAUCCCAGCAGCUUCGGGGCCUCCGCCGAUCGUCCCCAGCUCAUCAAGAACGGCAUUGACAACGCAGAGACGAUUAUUCUAUGUGCGCAGCACCAGAAGCGCAUCGUUGAUGACAUUCUCACUAUGUCCAAGCUCGACUCGAAGCUCCUGGUCGUGACCCCCGUGACGGCCGAUCCAAUCCAGAUAGUACAGGAGUCACUCAAGAUGUUUGAGGUCGAAGCUCGUCGUGUUGAUAUCGAGUUGAGGAUGGCUGUCGAUCAGUCAUAUCGAGAUUUGGACAUUGAGUUUCUGAAUCUGGACCCCUCCAGGGUAAAGCAGGUUCUCAUCAACCUCCUAACCAAUGCGCUCAAGUUCACCUCCGGAUCCGGGCCUACCAGGGUGGUGUCUGUGGGAAUCAGCGCGUCUACGAAACGACCGGACGAGGGUACGUCGGCUGUACAAUUCAUCUCUCGAGAAGAGGAUUCGGAACCGGACAAGAAAGGAAGAGGAAGUGAUGAUGAUGACGACAACAAGCAUGUGGAUGGAGGGUGCGACAAUAAGAAGACUCGAAAAGGGCCCAUUUACAUCAUGUUCAAAGUGAAGGACACAGGACAGGGCCUGAACGAACAGGAAAAGAAGAUCCUAUUCAAGCGAUUUGUGCAGGCUUCAUCACGGACGCACGUUAAGUACGGCGGGUCCGGACUUGGCUUGUUUAUUUCGCGACGACUGACUGAGAUGCAAAAUGGAGCGAUCGGUGUUGCAUCCUCGCCUGGCGUUGGGUCAACAUUUGCGUUCUAUAUUCAGACUUCAUGGCCGGAUCAGGAUGCACUUGAGGAGGCACGCAGCUCAGCCAAGGUCCUGGCCGCUGCCGCUGAAAGUUCCGGAACCCCUAUAAAGACCAACUUGCCGGUCAACAAGCAACCUCCGGUGACCUCAUCUCGCAUUCCUCCGUCGCCUCUGCAGGAGGACAUUGGCGUCAAAGGCAUAAUGAUCGUGGAGGAUAAUCUGAUAAACCAACAGGUCACGCGUCGAAUGCUCGGGGACCGUGGCUACGCCGUCGAUGUUGCGAAUCACGGCUUGGAGGCUUUGGAAAAGCUCAGGACGUCGAGCAGAUUUGUGGGCAACGAUUCAGAUCUCGCCAGGAAGGACGAUUUGCCCAACAUAAGCGCCAGUAGCCACAAUGGGAUUGCCGCAGCUGCCAUCACUGCUGCUGUAUCCACGACCAGCGUCGAGCCGACCAGCAAGUUUGAACUAGACAUCAUCUUGAUGGACAUUGAGAUGCCUAUACAGGACGGUCUUGCGUGCACGAGAGCAAUCCGAGAACUGGAACGGCAGGGCAAAAUCAUCACACGGCCUGGACUUGGGACCAGCAGGUUACCAAUCAUCGCGGUCAGUGCCAACGCGCGCAUGGAGCAGAUUCUCGAGGCAAAGGCCGCAGGCUGCGAUGACGUCCUGGUCAAACCUUACCGCAUGCCCGAGCUCAUGGAAAAGAUGAGAAUAGUAUUGAACAGCCUGAGGGCGACUUCACCUGCCGAGAGCGAGUGA